Molecule: messenger RNA, 4811 nt
Organism: Bactrocera neohumeralis
Lineage: Eukaryota; Metazoa; Arthropoda; Insecta; Diptera; Tephritidae
Product: probable G-protein coupled receptor CG31760
Exons: 1
Source: RefSeq, a predicted model, not a curated record
CGAGAUCAGCGAAGUGUAAAAGAUUGCUCAACUGAAUUUAAUUUUCAACACUCAAUCGAUAGUCAUAGCGGUGAAUACUCACCACAUUCAACACCUUCCAUAACACACCCACCGCCAACGCUCGGUCAAGCCGAGCACGAUCUACUCAAACAGUUUGCUUUGCUUUUCGGCCCCGAAUCCGAUGUCAAUACAUAUUAUAUAUUAGAUUCAGAUGUUGAUGGUGAUGACGAAGACACUGGCGGUAGGAGUUCGUCAGCAAAUGUGCAUAUCGAACAGACGACUGCCGAAAUUAAUCAGGUCGGUUCACCACUCGAAACCACCCGCACAACGCCGACAAAGAGUGUGACCAGCUCAAUGACAAUUUCACCAGAAUCACCAUCGUUUACAGUUAACGAGGCGCAUCUACCGCACAUACCAUCUUCAUCUACAUCCAGCUCAUCCAUGUACGCCAUACGCACGCCAUCACCAAUACGAUUUCGUCUAUUGGAAUCGCCAAGCUCCGAUAUCGACGGCAUCACCCUUACCGAGAUGGUGGAGGUACAUUGCCCGCCGACGAAAGCACUCGACGUUAGAGUGAAUAUGGAGCAUUUGUUGGUUGAAGGUCAAAGCGGGGUUGUUGGCGUCAAUGUCACCGAUGAGUUUCCGAGUCAAAAUAAUAAUACAUCCUGUUCUAUGUCAUCCACCCUAACAGAUAGCAAAACUGUUGAUGUACGAACACCGAUAGUAGUUUAAGCUUGUGUUAAAAAAUAUGUCUGUAUGUUUGAAUGUGGUAACCAUGGUAUUUAAUUGGACCUAAGUUGGUAGUGGCUACAUCCUACAUGUGCUUGAACCCCGACAAGAUUAGUUGAAGUGCAGCAAAGCCACAAAAAUCACAUAGAAGAGUGUAAAGCAACAAAGCUAAUUGUGGUAAAUGAGGCGCAAGUAUCCUACUCGUAACCAGAAGCUUAGCUUCGUAGUUUGUUAAUUAAUUGUAUUCAGGCUUGUAAAUGUAAUUAGGCUGCGAAAUCAAACGUCAAAACAAUUAUUACUUUCUACUGUCGAAUGGUUUACGGAGAGCUGAAUAACUUAGUUAGUCACUUUGUUUAGCAAUUUUAUUGGAAAUUAGGGGUUAGCAUAGAGGUGUUAUAAAGGUGGGUCUAGGAAGCAAGUUGUUUCGACAGGUUUGCACUAUAUGCAGAAGACUCUGAGGUAUGUCUAAAGCUGUGUAUACGGUAGAUGGAGUCUUAGGCUCAGGUAGUGUGUAAAGAAUAGCAAGACCCCAAGCGUCUAGUGGAGAUGGGAAUGAAAUGUCUCCUUUUCCACAGUCUCACAAUACACAGGGAAAGGUCUCUUUCUUACAUCUUGAUUUUGUUUUUUUUUUUGUCGACGGUUGACCCAUCUUUUAGCCUUUUUUAUCGAGGGUUGCAACUUGAACUGUCGAUCAUUAUGUAAGAAAAAUAUUCAGAUCCGUUGAAGACGUGAUUAACGAACUGAAUUUAUAGUGAUAAGUCUGCUUUGUCGUAUUGGUUAGAGAUCUAGCUAAGAUUUGUGAAUUCAGCAUUCAUUAGCAUUAUGAUGUUAUAGUAAAAGAACUGUGAAUUUUAAGGGAAAAAAGUUGUUUUUUUAGGUUAUAGAAAUUAGUACAAGUAAAGAAAUUUCGCAAUGUGUGUAGAAAAAUUAUAAUGUUCUUUUCUUUGACGUCAUAAAACUGUUUAGAUUGCCUUAGAAGAGUGUCAAAAAGUUAAAAAUGGCUUGCUUGUGAGUUCACAGAUAUUACCACUUGGCCUCUUUUACCAUAAAUUGCUUUGUUAUUACUGUUAUAAUUGAAAUUUACUCUACUCGUAUAUGCUACAUUAAUUUCGUCAAUUUAUUUCCGUAUAGAUGCCAAGAAAAUAUUAUUUGAAUAACAGCUUUCAAUAAUUUCAUAUUAUUUAUUAAAAUUAUUAUUUUGAAAGUUGUAUACGUCAGGAACUAUGGAACCUGACGUACAUAUACCACGUUCAAAAUAAUAAUUUUAAUGAAUAAUGUUGUUCCUGAAACGGUGUAAAAUACGCUCUGAACAUUUUUUAGAGAAUCAGUGUGUUAUAUUCUUAUGGUUACGGCUGGAUUCUAGCGCUUGUACUAUCUUUGGCAUAUUUUACACAUACAUUUCAUUACAUACAUACAUAUGUAAAUUCAUUUAAAUAUUUAUGUACAUACAUAUGUAUAUAAUGAAAAUUAAGAUUUUUCUCUGAUUUCUUGCUAAAUUUGGAGACAAAAGGAAAAAGCAGACUCUUUACAGUCAAUUGAAAGCGUUUGAACAAAACCUUCUUACAGCAGUACUAACACAAAUUUACGCUUGGAUCUGACCAGGGUUGCAAAUACGUAAAAAAAAAAAUAAUUCAAUUAUUUUUGGAUUAAUAUUGUUAUUUUUCAUACUGAAAAUCUUAAUUAGUAAUAAUUUUCAAAUUGGAUCCCAAAAUCCAAUUUACAAAUUAAAAGUAAUUAAUCCCAAACACCGGAUUUUCAUUGGAUUGGAUUGGUAGAAACCAAGCACCGCUUUGAAUAAUUAAAAAAAUAAUAGUAAAAAUCCCAAAAAUCGGUUUAAAAAUAUAUUUUUAUUUUUUAAUCCCAAAUACCAGAUUUUCAUUGAACUGGAUUAGUUUGGAUGGGAAAAAACAAAGCACGAGUGUGAAAAAUUAAAAAAAAAUCCCAAAAAUCGGCUUAAAAAUAUCUUUUUAUUUUUUUUUUAAUCUCAAAUAUCGGUUUGAAGUUUGGUUUAAUUUUGCAUGACUUGAAAUAAAAAAUUAAAAUAAAUUGUAAUAGAAUUUAAAUUUUUUCACUCUUGUGUACUUCGUGUUUAACCAUUUUGAUUAACUUUUGCAAAGAAAAGCUUAUUUAAAAAAAAUACAUGGUUUUAUUUUUAUUUAACUGCUUUUAAUACUAGUCUUUCAAUAAGAAAUUUGUAAACUUUUUUAUCCUUUUAAAUUAUAGUUUUUAAUUUAAAAAUAUUUUUUUUAUUUUAUUACUUUCAUUUUAAAAAUAUUUUCUCUAUAGAAAAACAUCCAAACUGUUUGGGAUUAAAAAUUAUUCUUUUUUUAUUUUUUAAUUGUAAUUAUUAAAUAAUAUAAAAAAAAUUUAAAUUUUUUAUCUCAAAGAGUGUUUAAUCCUAAUACCACAACAUCAGAAUUAAAAAUUAAAUUAAAAAUUUAAAUUUAAAUCUUUAAUCCAAGGUGUUGGGAUUUUUAAUUCUGUUUUUGGGAUUUCAAAUUUUAAAUUCAAAAAUUUUGGAUAGAAAAUGAGAUUUUAAUUUUAAAUUUUUAUUAUUAAAUUUAAAAACGAAGUUUUCAAUUUUUUCUCUUAAACAUGAGAAUUUAAUCCGAAAAUCGGAAUUAAAAAUUGAAAACUCAAUUAAAAAUUUAUAACAAAAUUUUCAAUCCCAAGUGUUGCGAUUUUUAGUUCUAAUUUUGGGGUUUCGAAUUUUAAAUUCAAAAAUUUUGCAUAGAAAAUUAAAUUUUUAAUUCCAAUUUUGGGAAAUUUGGAUCGAAAAUUAAAUUUUAAUUUUCAAUUUUCAUUGUUAAAUUUAAAAACAAAGUUUUAAUUUUUAUUUAAUAUGAGAUUUUAAUCCCAAAAUCAGAAGUAAAAAUUGAAAAGCAAAUUAAAAAUUUAAAAUAAAUUCUUCUUAAAUAAAAAUAAAUUAAAAAUUUAAAAUUAAAUUUUUAAUCCAAUGUGUUGAGAUUUUUAGUUCUAUUUUGGGUUUUAGGAUUUUAAAUUACAAAAUUUGGAUCGAAAAUUAAAUUUUUAAUUCCAAUUUCGAAAUUAAAAUUUACUUUUCUAUUUGUAAUCACAAAAUCGGAAUUAAAAAUAUAGUUUUGGGAUUUCGAAUUUUAAAUUCAAAAAUUUUGGAUUUUGAAUUUAAAAAUUUUGGAUUGAAAAUUUAAUUUUUAUUUCCCAAAAUAGUAUUAAAUAUUAAAAAUCUUUGUUUUAAUUAAAAAAUUCGCAACCCUGGUCUUCAUGCAAUACUAUCGAUAAAUGCAUUUAUCGUGACUUUCUGUUAUUAAUUUCCGGCAGGUUAUUCGUUAUAUUUGUGCUUGAUAUGUGUUUCAUAAAAAUUAAUAUGGCUGCUAAGAUUAAAUGUCAGUUUACACAAAAUCUUGAAAUUAAUAUAUAAAAUUUUAAAUAUUUACUUUUUUUAUUAUUAUAUUUAUUAGUUGGAAAGGUACUAAUUUCUUAUAAAAAUUUAAUCUAAGUAUUUUGAAAGCCAAACUAAACCAGCUCUAUGAUAAAUUUGUAUGCAAUUAAUGCAAGUAACAGAUAUUCGAUAUAUGUUUUUAAUUAUAUUAUGUUUAUGUAUGUAUAUAAAAGAUGGCGUUUGCUUAAAAUAGUUAAUUAUGAAUGAAAAGUGUAAGCAUGUUGGGCAAUUUUUUUCACUUCGUUGAAAAAGAAACGUGAUGCAAUAAAUAAAAGGUAGAAAUAUGCAAAUUCUUUAGAAUGCGUAACAGUUUAGAAUAAGCUAGUUUGCAAAUUGUACGAUAUUUAAUAUUUUCUUUGAUUUUACGAUUUUUAUCAAUACUAAACUUUUCUCAAUACUGCACUUUUACUAUUUUUCCUCCUUAAAACGCAAGAAUUUUAAAUUUAACUUUGCAUAAAGAAGUUUGAGUAUAGUUAAUUAGGUAAGAUAUGCCUGUGUCUGCAUAAAACAUGACAUGUGUGUUAAAUUAAAUUGUUUGUAAAUGUAAGCAUUUGAUGUACAAUACCAACUGACCAAUAAACUCGAAUGAAAUGAUGAAUAAAUUGUUAACAGUUUUGAAAAAAUAAAUAAAUAAAUAAAGCAAAUAACAUUAUAAAUGGUA